AUGGGUGCAGCUUGUGCUAAUGCAAAAUUGAAUUAAACAGUUCCUAUAAUAAAGAUUACAAAUGGAGAAGAUUAAGCAGAAAAAAAUCAAGAAAACCAAUUACAAUAAUAAAGAAGUACAUCUUCUAAAGAACAAAAGAAUACUAAAUUAAGCACAAUUUCAAAAUAAGUUUCAAAUAUUUCAUCAGAAGGAGUACCCAUAAGAAAAAACACAACCUCACGUAUGUCUAUUUCAGGUGAGGAAAGGGAUAAGAAACCUAAAGUUUAAGGGAAAAAUUAAGGUCAAGAAUAAUUAUUAAAACAAAGAGAAUUUAUACUUGAAAAAUUUCUGAAUGAUAUUUAAUUGUUAGACAAGUAAUUAAUGUAAGAUGUCAUCCAGAUGUUGAGAUUCUUCUUAUCUCAUUUAGAAUAAUCUAAUAUUUAUUGGACUAAGUAAUCAUAUCAAUUAAUAUAUUUUUAGAGUUUGGUUAAUUAAUAAAAAUGAUUACAGCAUUGUUGUAGGAUUUACUAAUAAUAUAGGUGAAUCAAGAAAAAUAAGAAUCUUGUAUACAAAACAAAUUGAAUUAGUGGCUAAUCUACUUGAUAACUAUUUAUUUUUCUAAUCACUUGGAAGUUAUAAGAUACAUGAUUUUAGUUUCAGAUUGAACAAAAAACACAAUAAUUUCUAUGUAUUUUCUGAAUAAGAAUAUUGUGAUGUGUCUUUAGAGAAUAUAUAAUUGUAACCAGAAGAUAUCUAACCAUUAUUAGAGUAUCUCUUAAAUACUAUAUAAUUUAUGCAUUCAAAUUUAUAUGUUCAUUCAGGGUAAUUCAUAUUUGUAAUUAAGAAUUAAGCCAUCCAAUGUUUACAUGAUUUAUCUUAAAUAAAAGCAAUUUAAAUUAGACUUAAGUUUUUCUGCUUUUAGAUUCUCUAGAAGACUAAUUAAAAAUAAAAUCAAAGAUUUUAGAGCCAAUCUAGUUAAUGAUUUAGAAGAUAUUGCUAUUCUUAUCAUUAAUUCCUUUUACAAAGGUUCUGAAAUUAGAUAAUAAUUAAAAUAAAAGAAUAUUGACUUUGCUAAUAUUAUUGAAUCCCUAUAUUAAAAAUAGAAGAAUGUUAUUGAAUGCUACAUCAAAGAUAUUAUCCUAUUAUUAUACAGAAAUAGAUAAUAUCUUUAUGAUCUUAAAGCAUCUGAUUAUGUUUAAUUCUUGAAAUGCUAAUCUAACCCUCAAUUAAAAGAACUCAUUCAAGAUAUUCCAAUUAGUAAUAAUAAUAAUAAUAAUAAUAAUAAUAAUAAUAAAUUUAAAAAUGUACUUUUUGAAUACUCUAAAAAUAAAGUAGUUUUUUAUAAUUUAACAUAAACUAGAAAUUAAAAAUCAUACACUUAAUAUGAAUUAAUUGACCAAAAUGAAAAAUCAGUUAAUAUUAUUAAUGGAAGUGCUUAUGUAUAAGAUAAUAAAUUUUAUUUUGCUUUUGAAAAUAUGAUUGGAAUGAUAACUAUUAAACUUAGUUCUGAAUAACUAGAAGAUACUUUAGAAAUGCUCUAAAUAUCAUUAAGAUAAUAUUUAGCUACAAAAGAAUAAUAAAAGAAAGAGAGAAUUGAUUCUGCAUAAAAAAAUUAUUAAUUGCAAUUAUAAAUCAAUUAACAUAGUCCUUCUACUUAAAUUGAAGAUUAAUUCAAAUUCAAAGAUACUACUUAGACUUAAAAAUAACCUAAUAAAAAUUUUCAUGAUAGAAUUUACUUUACUUAUUAAAAUUUAUAAGAAAUAUUUAGCAGUAUUGAUAUUGAAUAAAGAAAUUAUAUUUCAGCCUAACAAUUCUAUGAUUUCCUUUAAUAAUAAACAGAUUCGAUUGAUAAUUCAUUGCUUUAACAACUAUUAUUAGAUAAGAUAUAAGAAAUAGUUUUAUUCUUCUCUGAUAAGAAUUUAACUUUUCAUGAGUUCCUAUAAAUUUUUUCUUUUAGAUCAAAAUAACAAUUGCCUAUAUAUAAAAAGAUAAUUAAACCAUUAAAAUAGGCUUAGAAUGUAAAAUCGUUUACAAUUAUUAAUAAUACUGUUCAUUAUUAUGAUGGUCAAUAUUUAUAUAAUGAUGACAAUCAAAUCGAAAUUCAAUAUGAAUUAAGAUAUCUUAUCAAUAAUUAAAAUCAAUUAUUAAUUAUUGGAAUUCAAGAUGGAUGUCUAUAUAUUCAUACAUAAUACAAUUCUAUAUAAACAGAUGUAAAAAUCAAUUAAGAUUUUGGAUUUUACAAAUUAAAUGAUAUUUACUUUAUUACUCAAUAAAAUGAACUUAUAAUGUAUUGUUUAAAACAAAAAAAAAGUGUAAAACUUAAUAUAAAUGGAAUUACAUCAUAAUGCAAUAUAAUAUACCAUAAAUAUUUUAUACUUUAUUUACAAAAUUAAAAUGUUUAUAGAAUAUUUUUAUCUUAAGAUAAAUGGUGCAUAACAUCAUUUAAUGUAUUCGAAGUAUUAUUUGAAUAUGGAAGAUUAGAUUAAAAAAUAAAAUUGAAAUAAAUAAGUACUAAAUAAAAUUAAAGUGAUGAAUUAAUUGGAUUAUAUUCUAUUAAUAAAGUUUAUUAUCCUAUUACAAAUCAAACACCAUCAUUAUAUAGAAUUUUAUCAGUUUCAAAAGAACAAUAGAAUUAUAUACUUAUAUAAAGAAUCGUACAUGUUGAAUUUGAAUCAUUUGAUGAAUGUUAUUAAAUAUGUAAAUAUUUGGAUCCAUAUUUAUUGGAUUUCUUUCUGAGUGUAGAAUAAUAUGAUGGAAAAGUGAGAUUAAAUUAUAUUAUAGAGAAUUGUGAUCUUAUUUAAAAAGAAGAUUGCAACUUUAAAUUAAUUAAAAGAUGUGUUAAGAAAUUGAAUGAACUAAGAUCUCAUGAUAUAUUUGUUUAAGAUAUGCAUCCAAAUAAUAUAUUUAUUACAACUAAUUCAGUUAUUUUUGCUUCUCUUAUAUAUAAGACUAAUGUUCCUAGUAUUUAUUAAGAAAAACCAGUACCAUUUAUGUCUUCAUUAGAAUAUAUGGAACCUAAAUCAUUUUUGGCUUAUACUUAAAAUUUAACUUAUAAUUAAAUCUUUAUUAAUCCUAGUAAAGCUAAUGUUUACAGUUUAGGAUUAAUAUUUUUAAGAAUGCUUACAAAUUAUCAGAUUAAAAAUACUAAAGAAUAAUAAUUUUAUUUAAUGGAAAUAAACUUGGCACUUUAAUAAUUUUAAAAUCCUAAUUUAAAACCAUUACUUGAAGAAAUGCUAAAAGAGAAUGAAGAAUAAAGAUAUGAUUCUUAUUAAUUAAUAUAAUUUAUUAGAAAAUAUUAAAAAUUAAAUUAAAAAGAAUUAUUCUUUACUUCAUAACCAUUAUAAUUAUUAGAGACUUAAUUACAGUAAACUUUAUAUGGAUAUUAAAACAAUACAAUUUAUCAAUAUCAACAAGUAUUUCAAAUAUAUACUAAUAUUUUAUCAACUAAUUUAUAAGUAUUAUGUGUUUAAUCAAAUGAUGAAGGACAAUUAAUUUUAUUUGCCAAAUCAUUAAAUUAGAAGACAUUUAAAUAUUUACUUCUAUAUAUAUAUUUAUCACAGAAUUAAUAUGAAUAACAACAAUAACAUUCUACUUUAAUUUUUGAAGAAUUAGUAAAUUUCUAAAAAUUUUCAGAGGAAGAAUAAGAUGAACUUGAGAAUAAUCAAUUAUAAAUUAUAUAAUAAAAUGGAUUGCAUGUAUAAUCACCUCAUGUUAUAAUAAAAGAAGUAUAGGUUCCAAUAUUUGAUUUAUAAAAUGUAAAUGAAUGUACAUUUUUAAUAAAUGGAGAAGAUCUUUAUUUUUUUGGAUUUGGAAUAACGAAUGAAAUAAGAAGAGUAGGAUCAAGAGAUUGUUUUGUAUAUAUGCCUAAAAGAAAUUUAUUCAAAAAAGUUGGUUAAAGAACAACUUAUUAUGAAGCUUAAGCAUUAGAUUUUGGUGAAUAUUGGUUGUUAUUAGAAAAGAAUUCAAAUAAUAAUAAGAUUAGAAUUUAGUAAAUUACUAAAGCUUCAUUUUAAUGUAUUGAAAAAGUUAUAAAAUUAAAAAAUAGCUAAAAAUUGUUUUAUUUUAAAUAUUUGUAAAAUGUUAUUGCCAUCUCUAACAAUUUAUGUUGGUAUAUCAACAUUGAAGCAUUUAAAGCAUUUGAAAUAUAAUGUGAUAAUAUACCAAAAUCAUUAAUUUUUAUGCAAAAUACUUAAUAUAAUACAAUUUUAACAUAAGAUGGUGUAUCAACAUUAUAAUUUGAUGGUAAUAUGUUAAAAGUAUAUUGA
Messenger RNA from Paramecium primaurelia, 4244 nucleotides. The record is from the annotation of a GenBank genome assembly. Lineage: Eukaryota; Ciliophora; Oligohymenophorea; Peniculida; Parameciidae.